Molecule: messenger RNA, 2087 nt
Organism: Raphanus sativus (radish)
Lineage: Eukaryota; Viridiplantae; Streptophyta; Magnoliopsida; Brassicales; Brassicaceae
Product: protein NUCLEAR FUSION DEFECTIVE 4-like
Exons: 2
Coding region: 155-1957 (600 amino acids)
Biological process (GO): transmembrane transport
Cellular component (GO): membrane
Molecular function (GO): transmembrane transporter activity
Source: RefSeq, a predicted model, not a curated record
CAACAACGGUCUUCGCCCUCUUUCAUCUCUCUCCUUCUUUCACGCACACUUCGUUGCUUAUAUAUUCCAACCAGAACAAUACCAAAAACCAUCCCUCUCGAACACACACUUCUCUUAUAAUACCAAACCAAACAUAAACAAAACAAAACAAAAAAUGGUGGCUGCAAGUCCCGGCGGCGGCUCAAUGAAGAGCUUAACCAUCCAAAUCCUAACAGGAAGAUGGUUUAUGUUCUUCGGGAGUCUCUUAAUCAUGUCGGCAGCAGGAGCCACUUACAUGUUCAGUCUCUACUCAGGUGAUAUCAAAACAACCUUAGGCUAUGACCAAACCACUCUUAACCUCCUCAGUUUCUUCAAAGAUCUUGGAGCCAACGUUGGAGUCCUCGCGGGUCUAAUCAACGAGGUGACUCCUCCUUGGUUCAUCCUCAUAAUAGGAGCUAUUCUUAACUUCUUCGGUUACUUCAUGAUUUGGCUUGCCGUUACUGAACGGAUCCCUAAGCCUCAAGUUUGGCACAUGUGUCUUUACAUCUGCAUCGGAGCGAACUCACAGUCGUUCGCUAAUACGGGUUCGUUGGUCACGUGUGUUAAGAACUUCCCGGAGUCCCGUGGUGUUGUCUUAGGGAUUCUCAAAGGGUAUGUUGGUCUUAGUGGCGCCAUUAUUACACAGCUUUACCAUGCCUUUUAUGGCGAAGACACCAAAUCUCUCAUCUUGAUGAUUGGUUGGUUACCUGCGGCAAUCUCUUUUGCUUUCUUGAGGACGAUAAGGAACAUGAAAGUGGUGAGACAAAAAGAUGAGCUAAAGGUGUUUUAUAACUUCCUCUACAUAUCACUCGGGCUCGCGACGUUCCUUAUGGCGGCCAUCAUCGCUGACAAGCUCUCCGGCUUUACACGCAGCGAGUUUGGAGGCAGCGCCGCCGUGGUGAUCAUCUUGCUUCUUUUACCGGUUCUCAUCGUCGUUUUGGAAGAAAAGAAGCUUUGGACGGAAAAGCAAGUUGCGUUAAACGAUCCAGCACCGAUCAAUAUCGUCACGGAGAGACCACACUUAGCCUCAUCGGAGGUCAAAGAUGAUGGUGAAAAGUCAACGGAGGUGGAGAGCGAGAAAACGGCGUCGUGUUGGACGACUAUGUUUAGCCCACCGGAGAGAGGAGAUGACUAUACGAUAUUGCAAGCCUUGUUUAGCGUGGACAUGUUGAUAUUAUUCUUAGCGACCAUAUGUGGUGUGGGAGGGACAUUAACGGCUAUAGACAACUUGGGUCAAAUCGGUGGCUCGUUAGGUUAUCCAAAGAGAAGCGUAAGCACGUUCGUGUCACUUGUAAGCAUAUGGAAUUACUUUGGUCGUGUGGUUGCAGGUGUGGUCUCAGAGAUCUUCUUGAUCAAAUACAAAUUCCCAAGACCUCUAGUGCUUACACUGAUCCUCCUCUUGUCCUGCGCCGGCCACCUUCUAAUCGCUUUUAACGUCCCUGGUGGACUCUACGUCGCAUCGGUCAUCAUAGGGUUUUGUUUUGGUGCCCAAUGGCCGCUCCUAUUUGCUAUAAUCUCCGAGAUUUUUGGACUUAAGUACUACUCUACAUUGUAUAACUUUGGAUCGGUCGCAAGCCCUAUAGGGUCUUAUUUGCUUAACGUUCGGGUCGCUGGGUAUUUGUACGAUAGGGAGGCCGAGAAGCAGAAUAAUGCAUUAGGGAUUCAGAGAAGUAGUGGGCAGGAUCUGAGCUGCACGGGCACAGCUUGUUUUAAGCUGUCAUUUAUUAUAAUUACCGCGGUAACUUUGUUUGGCGUAUUGGUCUCGAUGAUCUUGGUGAUUCGGACAAGAAAGUUUUACAAAAGUGAUAUCUACAAAAAGUUUAGAGAAAAGGCGUUGGCCACCGAGAUGGAGAUGGCAGCGGCUGCUCCAUCAAGGUCUGUGGCCGAGGAUAAAGAGAAUGAUAAUGCUAAUGGUAAAGUAUUAGUCAAAGGAGGGUAAAGUUUCUUGGUCGAUGAUUGUAAUACUAUAUGGUGAAGUAUUUUGUAAACAUAUUAUUAUAUGUUCCCAGUCCAUCGUACUUGUGUUUUUAAAGCAAUACUUUAUAUGAUGUUUUCAUCGUUUUGUGUUU